This is a messenger RNA of Darwinula stevensoni, 2219 nucleotides long. The record is from the annotation of a GenBank genome assembly. Lineage: Eukaryota; Metazoa; Arthropoda; Ostracoda; Podocopida; Darwinulidae.
CAAUUAUUUCGUUGCAGAUGCCUGCGUUGAGUCGCCUGUUGUCACGGUGAGGGCUGUCACGGCGAGGGCUGCCACGCGACUGAAGUUUUCGCUCGCUGACGGGGGAUGCAAGUCGCUCGAGUCCGCUGGAUACACUCGUGAGCGGGGAUUCACUCGUGAGCGGGGAUUAUUCACUCGGGAGCGGAAGCUGAGGGGGGAGCGGACGGUGGGAGAAGAUGUGGAAGAAGAAGAGGGAUCGGGAACUCGCCUAUCAGAAUGAGGGCUUUGAGGGUAGCAUCCCCGGAGGGAAGAAAAUUAUCGAUGGAUUCGCCGUGAAGGACGACGAGAAGUACGAUGGGACGAUGGAUGCAGAGGUGGCGAGGCGAGAGGGGAGCAAGAAAGGUGGCAUGAUAGGUGGCAUGAAAUGUUGCAUGAAGGGUGGCGGGAAGGUGGAGCGAGGAAGAUGGGGGCAGCCGGUGGAGUUUCUCUUCUCCUGCAUCGCCAUGUCGGUGGGGCUGGGGAACGUGUGGAGGUUCCCGUUCGUCGCGUACGAGAACGGGGGCGGGGCGUUUCUCAUCCCGUAUCUCGUGGUGCUGUUCCUCGUCGGGACGCCGCUCUUCUACAUGGAGCUGUGUCUGGGACAGUUCUUGGGACGGGGAUGCGUUCGGGUCUGGGAUGCCGUGCCUUUCUUCAGAGGUAUAGGCUUCAGCCAGCUGGUUGCAGUGUCGCUGGUGGUGUCCUACUACUGCUACCUCGUGGGGAUCACGUUUUUCUACCUGGCCAAGUCCUUUCUGGAUCCGUUGCCGUGGUCCAAUUGCGAUUUCGAGGGGGCGGAUGAGCUGUGCUUCACGGCGGGAGACAACGCCUCGGUCAAUCUGUCGUUCAUGCAGUCGUCUUCGGAGCAGUACUACAUGUCGGUUCGGUUUCGGCACCACGUGUUGAAGCUGCUGCCAAGUGACGUCGGGAUCGACUCGGGACUAGGGACUGUGGACUACCGGCUCGUCGCCUGCACUGGGGCGGCCUGGCUGGUUAUUCUGUUCAUGCUCGUGAGGGGAGUGAGGAGCAGCGGGAAGGUGGCUUACUUCAUGGCGCUCAUUCCAUAUAUCGUGCUCCUAACCUUCCUUGGGAAAGGGGCGACGCUGGACGGGGCUGGGGAUGGGGUGCUCUACUUCCUCACGCCGGACUGGGGUGCUCUGUUGAGAUCAAAGGUUGUUGGGGGGGGUCGUCCCGACGACCUCGUCCACCCCCAACGUGUCGUCCACGGGUUUUGGACUCCGUCGAACCGCUCGUUGCAGGUGUGGUUCGCAGCGGCGUCGCAGUGCUUCUUUUCCCUGUCUGUGGCCUUCGGAUCCACCCAGAUGUACGCCUCGUUCAAUCACUUCGAACGGAACAUCUACUGGGACGCCCUGGUCGUCUGCGCAGUGGACACCUUCACCAGCCUCCUCUCCGGCCUGGCCACCUUCUCCGUCGUCGGUCACCUGGCCCAGCGCCUCAACGUCAACGUCUCCGAGGUCAUCAAGACGGACACCGGCCUCGCCUUCAUCUCCUAUCCGGACGUCAUCUCCCAGUUCAGAGUUCCCCAGCUGUACUCGGUGCUGUUCUUCGUGAUGAUGCUGACCUUGGGAAUCGGCAGCGCCGUGUCCUUGGUGAACACGGUCAUCACCGUCCUCUGCGACCGGUUCCAAUCGUUCAACCGGCUUGCUGUCACCGUUUUCUGCUGCCUCGUUGGGGCUGCGUCCGGAUUUCUGUACUGCACCCCGGGUGGGAUGUACGUGCUGAGGUUCGUGGACUAUUACGGAGGGAGCAUGGUUGUCUUCCUAGCGGCCUUCCUGGAAGGGGUUGCCAUCUCGUGGGUCUACGGCUUGGGGAACUUCUGCGACGACGUCCAGUUCAUGAUCCGGAUUCGUCCGGGGUGGUACUGGCAGUUCUGCUGGAAGGUCGCCGUACCGUUGGUCCUCGGGGCGAUAUUCGUGUACAACCUCGUGGAGUUGGAGCCCCUGAAAAUGGGGGAUUAUUCGUAUCCGUCCGUUCUCGGAGGCUUGGGUUGGCUGAUCACGAUCGUAGCGGUCGGGGCGAUUCCGGGCUUCGCCCUGGGCGCCGUCCUCAAGGCUGAUGGGGCUUCCUACAUGGAGCCUGAAGCCGUCGUCGUCGUGGAAGCCCCAGGACCCGCGGAUGGUCUCCUCGUGGCAAAAGGUCAAGGCGGAGGCGAGGCAGCGGCGCGAGGCGAAAAGGAGGCGUAA